AACCGGAAGUUUACCAACUUGACGAUAAAGUUGCAGUGAAGCUGUAUCGAGCUCCGCGCUGCUAACAGGCUAGCGGUCCCCAUCACCCCACAGCACGUAGAGGAAAUUUCAUCUGAAUUUCAUCAUUUUAAAGCCACUCCAACAACAACAGGACACCGAGGGAUUAGGUAGGUCGGUGCCCCACAGUGGGUGACUGAAAAGUGAAGGAUCCUCCGCGAUGGCUACGGAAGAGCUAUAUGAGGUGGAGCAUAUCGUGGACAAGAGGAGGAACAAGAAGGGGAAGACGGAGUACCUGGUGCGAUGGCGAGGCUAUGGUACAGAGGAGGACACCUGGGAGCCAGAGACUCACCUGUCCGCCUGCCUAGUCUACAUCCAGGAGUUCAACCGUCAGCAACUAGCCAAUCACAAAGACAGCCCUCUGCUCAGAUCCACCCGGACUACACCCCACCCGGCCACCGGCCAAGCCCCUCUCAUGAGCCACACCCCUCUUACAGGCCACUCCCCUGCUAGCAACGGCGCUACCGCCACUAGCAAGGGCUCGGCCACCAACGCCCGCAAACACUUCCCCAGCCAGCCCCAGCUUCCUAGCGGGGCCUCGGCCCACUGCAGCAGCUUGUUAGCAUCGGACACUGUUAGCGUGAAGCCUAGCAGCCCCCUGCUGCUGGCUGCCUCUAGACACAGCCGCCAGGGGCUGGACUGCAGGGAGCCGGGGCCCCUGACGUCGCCCUCCCAGUCCCCGGUCCUGAACCCCGGCGGCCGACGCCCAGGGGUGGACCUGUCCAAGACGGGCAUCAAGAUCCUGGUGCCCCGGAGCCCCAUGAACAGCCGCGUGGACGCAGAGGAGUCCCUCAGCGAGGGGGCCCACAGCCUGGAGGCCGGCUCCCAGGAGGCCCACCUGGUGCCGCCCGAGGUGGCCCUUUUAGUGAAGCCGGUGGGCGUCCUGCCGCUGAGGCCCGGGGAGGAGAGGGCCCGCAUGGGCAGCCGGCCGCGGGGCCAUCCCCAGAGCCUCCUGCCGUCCUCCCAGGUCUCCAUCACUCCUGCCGCCAUGCGCUCCCACAACGGAACAGGUUCCUCAGCCCUCAUGGAGGCGUCGUCGGCCAGCGGAUUGGCUGGGUCACAGAGCGCCACGGUGGGCGUGGCCAGCGCGUCCACGGGGAAGCGGCGGGUGGAGGAGCGCCACGCCUUCGACAAGCGUCUCCGCUACAGCGUGCGGCAGACGGAGAGCGCCUACCGCUACCGCGACAUCGUGGUCCGCAAGCAGGACGGCUUCACCCACAUCCUGCUCUCCACCAAGACCGAGAACAACACCCUCAACCCCGACGUGAUGAAGGAGAUCCAGAGCGCCAUGGCAACGGCAGCAUCGGACGACAGCAAGCUGGUGUUGCUAGGCGCGGUCGGCAACACCUUCUGCUACGGCCUGGACUUCCUGUACUUCAUCAGGCGACUCACCGAUGACAGGAAGAAGGAGAGCGUAAAGAUGGCCGAAACCAUCAGAGCGUUUGUGGACACCUUCAUCCAGUUCAAGAAGCCCAUCGUGGUGGCGGUGAACGGUCCCGCCGUGGGCCUGGGCGCCGCGCUCCUGCCGCUGUGCGACGUGGUGUGGGCCAACGAGAAGGCCUGGUUCCAGACGCCCUACACCGUCUACGGCCAGACGCCAGACACCUGCUCCUCCUUCACCUUCCCGCGCAUCAUGGGCGUGGCCUCGGCCAACGAGAUGCUGCUCAGCGGGAGGAAGCUGACCGCCCAGGAGGCGUGUGCCAAGGGGCUGGUGUCCCAGGUGCUCUGGCCCGGCACCUUCAGCCAGGAGGUCAUGCUACGCAUCAAAGAGCUCGUCUCCGUCAACUCCCUCGUGCUGCGGGAGUCCAAGGCGCUGAUGCGCAGCACCAACCGAAGUGCCCUGGAGCAAGCCAACGAGCGGGAGUGCGAAGCUCUGAAGAGGGUGUGGGGCUCGUCACAGGGCACAGACUCCAUCCUCAAGUACCUGCAGAAGAAACUAGACCAGCUUUAGUGGUCAUGGCGACUGCCACUCCUCCUCCUCCUCCUCCCGCCAUGUGAAAAGCCUCCAGUAGGGGGCCAACUGUUUCACACAACACGGCUAACAAUGACUCUGCUGUUCGGAGAGACCGUUGACGUUCCGCAGCCAUAUAGCACACCAUUUAAAAGUGACGCUUUUCACGUUUCAAACAACCCCCUCUGAAGCUGGCUAUAGACAAAGGGGCGGGAGAGAGACAAGCCAACAUUCUGAUUGGCCAAUAGGUUGUGAGGGAGAACCUGGUUACUGACGCCCUCUAAAAGAAAAACAGCACGGCCUUAUGGGAAAUACAAGACGACAGCGAAUCAAAAUGCCUAGAACACAAGUUUUGUGCAGGGGGCGGGGUUUCAAAUGGACCAUACAGGUGUUUUCACCUGUCAGAAGAACAGAUUGUCUGUGUCCCAAGUGUCUUUUGGACGCACAACAUUAGCUCCACUCUGGAAUGAAUGUUGGUCUACACAGCAUUGUCAUUCCAAUAUCUGUAUUCUAUAAUUAUUUUAGGAUUAUUAAUAAUUUCCUAUCCGUAUUGCAACCGUGUACAGUUAUUUUUGUUAAUAAAUUCUGGUCCGAGUGGAUCCGUUGUGA
Messenger RNA from Gadus macrocephalus (Pacific cod), 2617 nucleotides. It is a transcript of the gene cdyl, whose product is annotated as chromodomain protein, Y-like. Gene Ontology annotation, molecular function: transcription corepressor activity. Gene Ontology annotation, cellular component: nucleus. NCBI's taxonomy places the organism in Eukaryota, Metazoa, Chordata, Actinopteri, Gadiformes, Gadidae. The coding region runs from base 218 to 2008 and encodes 596 amino acids. The transcript is spliced from 7 exons. The record is from RefSeq and is a predicted model, not a curated record.